CCAAUUUCAACACAUAUUCUUCAUCUCAUUUCCAUCAUCCAUCAUGAAAGCCCUUCUAUCAAACAACUCCAUUGUGUCCAGGAUCAGCAACCUGACUCUGGGCAAAUCCUUCGGUGGACGCGGUGGCGUGUUCAAGGACAUCCCCGUGCCAACCAUCUCCAGUGACGAGAUCCUCGUCAAGGUCAAAUCCGUAGCGCUGAACCCCACCGACUUCAAGCACAUCGACAUCAUCUCUCCCCCAAACUCCAUCAUCGGCUGCGACUAUGCCGGCGAGGUAGCUGCCGUCGGCGCCAAUGCAGCCAAGUUCUGGAAAGUCGGCGAGCGGGUAGCCGGCGCAGUCCAUGGCGGCCUGUACCCUGACCGCGGUGCCUUUGCCGAGUAUCUCAAGGCAGAUCACGACCUCGCCUGGAAGAUCCCGCCCGAGGUGUCCGAUGCUGAUGCAACGACAUAUGGCGUCUCGGCCAUCACUGCUGCGCUGGCCCUCAACAACCGCCAUGGCUUGCCGUGGGCCAACGAGGGUCCCAAGACAGGCCAAGCAGCAUCUGCAGAACGUCGGUCAAUCUUCAUUUAUGCAGGCUCAACCGCUGCCGGCCUCUUCCACAUACAGCUAGCCAAGGCUGCGGGACUUACCGUCGUCGCCACCGCAUCGCCUCAUUCCUUUGAUCUCGUCAAGAAAUACGGCGCAGACAGCGUCUUCAAUUACAAGUCGCCAACGGUUGCCGAAGAAAUCGUCAAAGAGUUUCCCAAUAUCUCAAUGGCCGUGGACUGCUUCUCUGAAGGCAAAUCGAUUGAAAUCUGUGCCAAGGUCAUCCAGAACAAAGGCGGCAAGGUCGUGACGCUUCUUGACCCUGGCAAGUCCAAAACUCUCGGCGUCGAAUACGAAAUGAUCCUGGCGUACACAAUGUACGGCCACAGCUUCCAAUGGUUGGCGCCUAUCGGACCCAAGUUCGCAGCCAGUUCGUUAGACCGCGAGACCCUUGUCCACUUCUGCUCCAUCCUGCCAGAGCUUACGAAGACCAUUAAGCCAACCCCGGUCACAGAGUUGGAGGGUGGUUUUGACGCCAUUCUCGGUGGAUUAGAUCAGUUGCGAGCGGGAAAGGUAUCUGGAGGCAAGUUGGUGGUCAAGGUGUCUGAGUAG
Ilyonectria robusta is the source of this 1138-nucleotide messenger RNA. Its product is annotated as TOXD protein. The record is from RefSeq and is a predicted model, not a curated record. The transcript has a single exon. Bases 44 to 1138 code for a protein of 364 amino acids. Gene Ontology annotation, molecular function: oxidoreductase activity, acting on NAD(P)H. NCBI's taxonomy places the organism in Eukaryota, Fungi, Ascomycota, Sordariomycetes, Hypocreales, Nectriaceae.